AGAACCUCUCCGUACCGCCGUGUCUAACAACGCGGUGAUGCGGCACAUCCUGCGGGAGAUAGCCUCGGAACCAGGCGACCACAGCGAGGACCACGGGCACGGCAUCCUGGACCCCCUGCAGCUCUUCCCGGAUGAGCAGUUCCGUCAGACUGUGGAGGAAAUCACUGCUGAAUAUCAACCCCUUACCAAAGCUUCAGUCCCUGCAGACGAACAACUAGACAACCAGGGCCGCCUGGACAUCUCCGAGCGCGAGCAGAAAGUUAAAUCUGGAGAACCUGAAGACACAGCAGCCAAACUUCAUUCUAAGUUGCAGAAGAUUGGCAAGUCCACACUCAAACCUGAAACAAAAGUCACUAUCGCUGUGAUUGGUGGAAAGUUGGCCAAUCCGGAGCAACUUAACAUCGUUGCUAAGAAAAGUUAUCUGCCCGAUGAUGAGCCAUGUUCUACCAGGGUGUUGGACUUUGCGCCUGGGCACACACAGUAUGUUGUUGCUGAGGUCGCAAACUCCAAGCAAUCCAAACCGAACAUUGCUAACGAUAUCAAUGAGGCAGUCAAUAUUCAUAAUGCUGAUGUUGUCCUCAUCCAAGUCGGGUUCGAGAAGUUCAACCUCAACACGCUCAGAGCUGUGUCCAAGGCUAUGCAGAAAGGCAGGCUACCCGGCCGGGCCCCGAUUUGGAAAUGUGGUGAGGAGAUGAGGAGGGACAUCCAGAGUAACCCGGUGAUGAGAGAGCUCCUGCGCGGGGCCUGCUCCAGACGCGGCCGGCACACCCCGGACCGGGGACACGGUAUCCUCAACCCCAACAAGCUGUUCAGGAAGGGACCGGAACAUUUCAAGCAUCUGGUUCGUCAGAUCAUACAAGUAAAUAAGUAA
Messenger RNA from Branchiostoma floridae (Florida lancelet), 871 nucleotides. RefSeq lists its product as uncharacterized. The transcript has 4 exons. Bases 38 to 871 code for a protein of 277 amino acids. The record is from RefSeq and is a predicted model, not a curated record. NCBI's taxonomy places the organism in Eukaryota, Metazoa, Chordata, Leptocardii, Amphioxiformes, Branchiostomatidae.